AUGUCUAGUUUUCAGAGUAUCAGAGCAAGAAUUCAUGUUCAUAAAAAGAAAAAGAAUGAAAACCAACACAAUCCAACAGAGUUAGAUGAUGCAGAGAGAGAAUUAGAAGAACUAUUUGAAAAGUAUAAGAAAGAGAUUGCCUUUGAAGGAUUAAACCAAAAGAUUGGAUCAGAACAUUUUUUUAAAUUCUAUAAAGAGAUUAUACCCGCAUACAUUGAUACUUUCUCUCAACUAUUGAAUCAAUUGGAAGCAUAUCUUUUUAAAGUAUUGGGAUUUUUAGUUGCAGAAACCUUUAAUACCCUAACUCCAUUGGAUCUUUUAACACCUCCCAAAGGUGACACCAAUACACAUUUAACAUAUAUAAUUGUUAAAAAACAUAAAGAUAUAGCUAAUUAUUCAGAUCUUUUUGAAGACACAAAAUAUAAUUGUGUAUACAAUACCUUGAGAACAAUACAGGUUAUCUACAAUGAACUCAUUAUAAUCUAUCAUUAUUUCAUUAGAAAUCUCAGUAGUUAUGAAGAGAUAUUCGCAAGUGUAAAAACAUAA
This is a messenger RNA of Heterostelium album PN500, 546 nucleotides long. RefSeq lists its product as uncharacterized. The coding region runs from base 1 to 546 and encodes 181 amino acids. The transcript is spliced from 3 exons. The record is from RefSeq and is a predicted model, not a curated record. Lineage: Eukaryota; Evosea; Eumycetozoa; Acytosteliales; Acytosteliaceae.